This is a messenger RNA of Vitis riparia (riverbank grape), 4533 nucleotides long. RefSeq lists its product as uncharacterized. Bases 102 to 4232 code for a protein of 1376 amino acids. The record is from RefSeq and is a predicted model, not a curated record. Gene Ontology annotation, molecular function: oxidoreductase activity; NAD binding; aldehyde-lyase activity. The transcript has 42 exons. NCBI's taxonomy places the organism in Eukaryota, Viridiplantae, Streptophyta, Magnoliopsida, Vitales, Vitaceae. Gene Ontology annotation, biological process: carbohydrate metabolic process.
AUUGGACCAUCCAUCUCCUUAGCCUCACGCUUCAAGAUCAACCCCGUUACACUAUAAACGGCGGCUGAGUUUUCUUCUUGCUUCUCUUUAUUGCUUCUGCAAUGGCUUCUUCAGGUGCGGUGGGUUUUGUUGGGUUGGACGAUUUGAGUUUGGAGUUGGCUGCUUCUCUCAUUCGCUCCGGCUAUGCUGUUAAAGCCUUUGAGAUAUUUGGCCCUCUAAUGGAUGGGUUUUUGAAGUUGGGGGGAGUUAGAUGCACUACCCCUUUGGAGACAGGGAAAGAUGUUUCAGCUUUGGUCAUAUUGAUAUCGCACGCAGAUCAAAUAAAUAACAUAUUUUUCAGUGAUGAGGGUGCUUUAGGAGGGUUAGCCAAAAAUGCAGUGAUCAUUGUCCGUUCAACCAUAUUACCAGCGAAUAUACAGAAGCUUGAGAAGCGUCUUACAGACGAUGGUGAGGCAGCUUUUCUAGUUGAUAUAUAUGUCUCUAAGGGAAUGUCAGAUUCUUUGAAUGGAAAAGUCAUGAUCACUUCCUCAGGAAGGUCAGACGCUAUUGCAAGGGCACAGCCUAUCCUCUCUGCAAUGUGUGAAAAGCUUUACAUUUUUGAGGGUGAAGUGGGUGCUGGAAGUAAAAUUAAAAUGGUUAAUGGGCUGCUGGAGGGCAUUCAUCUUGUUGCUUCUGCAGAGGCCAUUGCUCUUGGUGUGCAGGCUGGGAUUCAUCCAUGGAUUAUCUAUGAUAUCAUUGCUAAUGCGGCUGGAAAUUCAUGGGUUUUCAAGAAUCAUGUUCCCCAAUUGUUAAGGGGUAAUCUUACCAAACAACAUUUCCUGAAUACUGCUGUCCAAAAUGUGGGGAGCAUAUUGGAUAUGGCUAAAUCACUUCCAUUUCCUCUUCCACUUUUGGCGGUUGCUCAUCAACAACUUAUUUCUGGUUCUUCAUAUGGUCAUGGACAUAAUGAUGCCACUUUGGUCAAGGUUUGGGAAAAAGUAUUUGGAGUGAAUCUCACUGCUGCAGCCAAUGCAGAAAUCUACAGCCCUCUGGAACUGGGAAGUCAAAUUACAGCCAAACCAAAGACUGUGAAACGUGUUGGUUUCAUUGGUCUCGGAGCAAUGGGGUUUGGGAUGGCAACAAGCCUUCUAAAAUCAAACUUCUGUGUUCUUGGUUUUGAUGUAUAUAAGCCAACACUAUCUCGAUUUGCCAAUGCUGGUGGGUUAGUUGGGGAGUCUCCAGCAGAAGUAUCCAAAGAUGUAGAUGUGCUUGUAAUCAUGGUCACAAAUGAAGCUCAAGCUGAAAGUGUUCUAUUUGGAGAUCUUGGUGCAGUAAAAGUCCUUCCACCUGGGGCAUCUAUUAUCCUUUCAUCCACUGUUUCUCCGGGAUUUGUGAUCCAGCUCGAGCGCCGAUUGAAAAAUGAAAACAAGAAUUUGAAAUUGGUGGAUGCUCCUGUUUCUGGUGGUGUCAAGAGGGCCUCCAUGGGAACCCUUACGAUAAUUGCUUCAGGAACAGAUGAAGCUCUUACAUCUGCUGGUUCAGUUCUAUCAGCACUAAGUGAGAAACUCUACAUUAUCAGGGGAGGUUGUGGGUCUGGAAGUGCUGUAAAGAUGGUCAAUCAACUGCUGGCGGGAGUACAUAUAGCAGCAUCAGCUGAGGCAAUGGCAAUUGGUGCUCGAUUGGGUCUUAAUACAAGAAAGUUGUUCGAUUUCAUCACAAAUAGUGGGGGAACAUCUUGGAUGUUUGAGAAUCGUACUCCUCACAUGUUGGAUAAUGACUAUACACCAUGCUCUGCCCUGGAUAUCUUUGUGAAGGAUUUGGGCAUUGUUUCUCAUGAGUGCUCAUCCUAUAAAGUUCCACUUCUUCUUUCUACUGUUGCACACCAACUUUUCCUGUCAGGUUCUGCUGCUGGUUGGGGUCGGUAUGAUGACGCUGCUGUGGUUAAGGUUUACGAAACUCUAACUGGUGUUAAAGUUGAAGGCAAGCUUCCUGUUGUUAAGAAAGAAGAAGCUCUCCAUUCUCUUCCACCUGAAUGGCCAUCAGAUCCCAUUGAUGACAUACGUACAUUGGAUCAAAGCAAUUUGAAAACUUUGAUUGUCCUGGAUGAUGAUCCAACUGGAACCCAGACUGUUCAUGAUACUGAAGUUUUAACGGAAUGGAACGUCGAACCUCUUGUUGAACAAUUCAGAAAAAGGCCCAAAUGCUUCUUCAUUUUGACUAAUUCCCGGGCAUUGACUCCAGAGAAGGCCACUGCAUUGAUUAAAGAUAUCUGCACAAACAUACGUAAUGCAGCGAACUCAGUGGGUAAUAUUGAUUAUACUGUUGUUCUAAGAGGAGAUUCAACAUUACGCGGUCAUUUUCCAGAGGAAGCAAAUGCAGCAGUUUCAGUACUGGGUGAGAUGGAUGCAUGGAUCAUAUGUCCAUUUUUCCUGCAAGGAGGCCGGUAUACUAUUGAUGACAUACACUAUGUUGCAGAUUCUGACCGUCUUGUUCCUGCAGGGGACACAGAGUUUGCUAAAGAUGCUUCUUUUGGCUAUAAAUCUUCAAACCUCCGUGAGUGGGUAGAGGAGAAAACAAUAGGUCGCAUACCAGCCAGCAGUGUUACGUCUAUUUCUAUCCAACUUUUAAGGAAAGGUGGACCUGAUGCUGUUUGCAUGCAUCUUUGUUCUUUGCAAAAGGGUUCAACAUGUAUAGUUAAUGCAACUAGUGAAAGAGACAUGGCUGUAUUUGCAGCUGGAAUGAUCCAGGCAGAAAGGAAGGGAAAGCAUUUCUUAUGCCGCACUGCUGCUAGUUUUGUUUCAGCUCGGAUUGGCAUUAUCCCGAAAGCUCCAAUUUUGCCAAAAGAUCUAGGAAUAAACAAAGAAAGGAACGGUGGACUCAUAGUUGUGGGGUCAUAUGUUCCAAAAACAACAAAACAGGUUGAAGAGCUUAAAUUACAAUGCGGUCAGAUCUUACGAAGCAUUGAGAUAUCUGUUGAUAAACUUGCCAUGAAGUCAUCAGAAGAGAGGGAGGAAGAAAUCAGUCGAGCUGCAGAGAUGGCAGAUGUUUUCCUCAGGGCUUCUAAAGACACUCUAAUAAUGACCAGUCGAGAGCUCAUUACAGGAAAAUCUCCUUCUGAGAGUUUGGAGAUCAAUUUCAAAGUGAGCUCUGCACUGGUGGAAAUUGUUAGGCGGAUAACUACAAGACCUCGAUAUAUCCUUGCAAAGGGUGGAAUCACAUCAUCUGACCUUGCUACAAAAGCUCUAGAAGCAAGACGUGCUAAAGUAGUUGGGCAAGCCCUUGCUGGUGUUCCCUUGUGGCAGCUAGGCCCCGAAAGUAGACAUCCAGGAGUUCCAUAUAUUGUUUUCCCAGGUAAUGUUGGUGACAGUAAAGCACUGGCAGAUGUAGUGAAAUCUUGGGUUCGUCCUGUUAGACUUUCAUCAACAAAGGGGCUUCUUCUUGAUGCAGAAAGGGGAGGAUAUGCUGUUGGAGCAUUCAAUGUUUAUAAUCUGGAAGGAGUUGAGGCAGUUGUUGCUGCUGCAGAGGAAGAACAAAGUCCUGCCAUUUUACAGAUCCAUCCUAGUGCUUUAAAACAAGGAGGAAUUCCCUUGGUCACAUGUUGUAUUGCUGCUGCUGCACAAGCUAGUGUUCCCAUUACUGUUCACUUUGAUCAUGGAAGUUCCAAGAGAGAGCUGGUGGAUGUUCUUGAGUUGGGAUUUGAUUCAGUUAUGGUAGAUGGUUCUCAUCUUCCCUUCAAGGACAAUAUCUCAUACACAAAAUACAUAUCACUCUUGGCGCACUCAAAAGAUAUGAUGGUGGAAGCUGAAUUAGGAAGAUUAUCAGGAACUGAAGAUGACUUGACCGUUGAAGAUUAUGAAGCAAAGCUGACUGAUGUUGAUCAGGCUCUAGAGUUCAUUGAUGAAACUGGUAUAGAUGCUUUGGCAGUUUGUAUCGGAAAUGUCCAUGGAAAAUACCCUGCAACUGGCCCAAAUCUCAGACUUGAUUUACUUAAGGAACUGCACAAUUUGUGCUCAAAGAAAGGAGUUCUUCUAGUUCUUCAUGGAGCUUCUGGGUUGUCAGAGAAACUCAUCAAGGAAUGCAUAGAACGAGGCGUGACAAAGUUCAAUGUGAACACAGAGGUGCGAAAGGCUUACAUGGAGUCACUGAGCAGCCCUGGGAAAGACUUAGUACAUGUUAUGUCAAAUGCAAAGGAAGCCAUGAAAGCUGUGGUUGCAGAGAAGAUGCAUCUGUUUGGUUCAGUUGGGAAAGCAUGACAAAAUUUUUGCAUUUCCCCCAAUAAUGAAAAUGAAACAUUUGAGUCAAUUUAUAAAUGACUCAUCCCACAAUCUGUCAUUUUCUCUUUUGUCCUUGGUAUACCUUGCCAUCUGAUUGACAAGGUUCAAUUUUCUUCAUUCCUUUGUUAAUAAUAUCCAUUAUUUAAGUUUUAUCAAUCAUCAGGGCUGCAAUUCUCUGUAAUUGCUCCUACUAGUGGAGGCUUUUUGUAGCAAACAGUUGGUUUCUAGAAGUGAUUAUGCAAUAAAGCAUCUAUGACUUGCUUUAAGGCUAUGUUUGGGA